UGGCGCUUGGAUUGAUCCUCUUGCUGUGUCUUUACGCCUGCAGGGUGCAAUUUGUUGUUUAGUUUCGGAAAUGGCGUUUUUCUGUGGUGGUCACUGAGGUCUCUCAGACGGUGACCUAAGUGUUUCGCGUGGUAGAUUUGUCGUCGAGAGCUGGCAUCGUCUCCUUCUUGCUCUGGGUUGUGACUGUACGCGCGGUACCUUGUCUUCGUGUGACCUUGUAGAAAUGGAAGGGAACCCUAGGGUGGUCUUGGUGUUUCGAAAGAGGGUUUAAGGGAGGGCUUCGUUUGAUUUCUAGUAGAAAAGUAAGCACGUGAUGAUUUAGGUGAAGUUGCGGUACUUCGCAGGAGCUCUUAGUAGUUCUUUUCCUCCCAAUUUGAUGUAGUAAUCCCGCCCCCGUUAUUGUUAACCUAAUUGCUUACAAUAACGACGAGUGCGCUGUAAUGCGACAUAGUUCUUAAUUCCGAUUGUGUUUGACGCAGUCUAUUCCGAUUUUGGGUGGGAUAGUGUAUUUUCUCCUUUGACGCACCACUGCCUGCAUCUUUAUCCUUCGUUAUGAAUUGGUGGGUGCAUCUUUUUUGUGUUAUUGUCUUCGUGUGCACUCUAUCUUCACUAGGUGCUCGUCGGGCAAGAUCGAUGCCCGACUCUCAAACCCAAUUUAGAGACCUGCAUAUGCGUCAGUUUUACGAAAGUUAGAUAUCCUUCUUUUUAGGGGAUUGAUUCGCUUUCAGGGUUUCAAUCUGUAGUUAUGAAUUUUGAGCAAAACAUCUGGAUUAGAACCAACUGACCGUCCUACAAUUCGAGCUCUUUUGUAUAUAUAUGGUAGGAUUCGAAUAUGUGACUUCCUUGGUAUCAUUGUGAUUUUGAAUGCUAAAUCUCGUGAAAGUUUCAAGGAUUUCCUAUUCAUGAGCAGCUAUUCCUGCGAUCAUUAGGAGGUUAGUUGCGUUAUGUGUGGAGGUUUUGGUUAUGUGGAGAAGCCACUCGGUUGAAACAAAGCCUCCACCGAAUUCAUGACGUCUACUUCGAUAAUGUAGCUAGUGAGGCUUGAGCUGAUGAACAGAGGAUCUGUAAAUAUUAGGGUGUUGCGGGAUGUCAGACUACGAGGAUGAUGAGAGUGUAUCGAGUGAAAGAGAUGAAAGAGAUGUAGGUGAAGACAGCGCAAAUGGUAGAGCUGAGGAAGAAUUUAGUGAUCUAGAGUUUGGGAGAGUCGGAGGUGAGGAAGAGCUUGUUUCAAGUGAGAGUGAUCCGGAAGUAGCAGCUGAGAGCGUGAGUGACAAAGAGAGAGGAAGAGAUGAUUCUGGAAAUGAGGGGGACGACUUUGAGGAGGACGUUAGGCAUACAUCGGUGUCAACCAAUUCUGGUCGUGUGAGAGUAGCGAAACAAGAGAUUGGAGAUGUAUCAGGGGAUGGAUCACAUGGCUCAGAUUAUGAAGAAGGGGUUGAGCUAGCAACCAACAGACAGGAGGCGUUCAGUGAUGAUGGCAGCCCUUCUGAACAAGAUGUUACUGAUCAGAAGGGACUUGAUGACGAGUUCGUGGAAGGGGAUAUUGGGAACAGAGAAGAUGUAGAUGAUCUGAAGGACGUAAGUGAGCUUGAGGCUGACGAUAAAGGUUCUGAUGAUGAUUAUCAGGUUGAGGAGGACUUCGAUGCCUCUGACGAAGAUGAAGGUGACUUACAAAUAGUGUAUGCUAAGGAGCUUCCAAAAACAAAUGCGCGGCGCUUUGGAGGUGUAAGGACCAAUGUUCAAUCAGUCCUUCGAAGGCCAGUAUCUAGACCAGUCAAGCGUGAGAAGUCCGUAGAACCAGAACCAGAAGAGUACGAAUUGGAAGAUGAAGAGGAAGAGGAUGAUGAAGAUCCUGCCGAUGAUCCUCAGGACUCGGACUUCGACCCCACGGAUGGGGGUUCCAGUCGUGGUGGAAGGCACGGUGCCGGCGCUGUUGAAGACAGUGAUGAACCUUCUGAGGAGGACUCGGAUGAGAGUCUGGAACUCUCAGAUGAUAGUGAUGAUGAUUAUGGAAAGAGGAGGGCCUCGCGCAAGCGCAAAACCACUCGAACGUCUCGAAUCAAUCACAACCGAACCCGAGUUAUUCCCACUCGAAGACUCAGAGUACAGGGCUUAUUCUCUAGCAGUGAUGAUGAAUCCUCUGCAAAAGACAGUGAACAAGACGAAAGUGACGAAGAUUCGAGCUAUGGUCGUCCGCAGCGCAAAGCAGGAACUUCAAAUAGCAGAAGAAGGCAGGAGACAUCGGGAUCACCUCGUAUCUCAAAAAGAGAUAGGGAUGCCUCUGCUAGGGAAGCCCGCACUCGUACGUCUAGUCGAACGCUUCCAAGGAAGUCGUAUGCAGAAGUCGAGGACAGUGAGGAUUCAGAGGACGAGCGAGAAAAGAAGCGUCUCAAGGUCGCAGCAGAGGAGCUAGAGGAGGAGGAGGACAGUGGUGAUGCCAUUGAAAGGGUUUUGUGGCAUCAACCUAUAGGGAUUGCUGAGGCAGAAGCCGCUGGUGGAAGUCGUGCAGAACCAUUUGUGCUUGAUACAGAUCCGCAUGCUGAACUCAACUGGGACGAUCAGGAAUUUUACAUAAAAUGGAAAGGCCAGUCAUAUCUACAUUGUCAAUGGAUGCUCUUAUCAGAGCUCGAACCGCUAAGUGGAUAUAAGAAAGUGCUAAAUUACAUGAAGAAGGUCGACGAGGAUAGAGAAAUUCGUCAGUCGCUCUCUCCAGAGGAGGCUGAACUACACGAUGUGAGCAAGGAGAUGGAGUUGGACCUUCUUAAACAGUACCUCCAGGUGGAACGGGUGUUUGCUGAUAGAAAUCGAAUGGACAAUGAUGAAGAGAUCAUAGAGUAUCUGGUCAAAUGGAAAGGACUGUCCUAUUGUGAUUCAACAUGGGAGAAAGACACGGAUAUCGCCUUCGCUCAGGCUCAGAUUGAUGAAUAUAAGGCCCGUGAAGCUGCCACAACUUUUCAAGGAAAGCUUGUAGAUGCUCAGAGACGAAAAGGCAAAGUUAGCAUGCGGAAAUUGGAAGAGCAGCCAGAAUGGCUGAAAGGUGGAACACUACGGGACUAUCAAUUGGAAGGAUUAAAUUUUUUGAUGAACAGUUGGAGGAACGACACCAAUGUUAUCCUUGCAGAUGAAAUGGGUCUUGGCAAGACAGUUCAGUCAGUCUCGAUGCUUGGAUUUUUGCAGAAUGCUCAACAAAUACCUGGACCUUUUUUGGUAGUUGUACCGCUUUCCACCAUCACAAAUUGGGCCAAAGAGUUUCGGAAAUGGUUACCGGAUAUGAAUGUAGUUGUUUAUGUUGGCAACCGAGCUAGUCGGGAGACAUGUCAACAACAUGAAUUUUAUACUGGGCGGAAGACUGGGCGGACCAUAAAGUUCAACACACUUUUAACUACAUAUGAAGUUGUACUGAAAGAUAAGGCCGUGUUAUCAAGGAUAAAAUGGUGUUAUCUGAUGGUUGACGAAGCCCACAGGCUGAAAAAUUGCGAAGCCUCUUUAUACACCACUCUACAAGAGUUCAGUACCAAAAACAAAGUACUGGUCACGGGAACACCGCUACAGAACAGUGUUGAGGAACUUUGGGCGCUUCUUCACUUUCUCGAUUCUGAUAAAUUCAAGAGCAAGGAACAAUUCACGGAGCACUACAAGAAUUUGAGUUCCUUCGAUGAAAAGGAGCUUGCAAAUCUCCACGCAGAGCUGCGACCUCACUUGUUGCGGAGAGUAAUUAAAGAUGUGGAAAAAUCAUUGCCACCCAAAAUUGAGCGCAUUUUGAGAGUGGAAAUGUCGCCUCUUCAAAAGCAGUAUUACAAAUGGAUCUUGGAGCGCAACUUCAAUGAUCUGAAUAAGGGCGUUCGCGUAAAUCAGGUUUCUUUGCUGAACAUAGUUGUGGAGCUCAAAAAGUGCUGUAAUCAUCCAUUUCUGUUUGAAAGUGCCGACCAUGGCUAUGGUGGAGAUGCGAACAUGAAUGAUAACAACAAAGUCCAGCGCAUUGUUCUAAGUAGCGGUAAACUUGCCAUUCUUGACAAGUUGUUGAUACGCCUGAAAGAAACAAACCAUCGUGUUCUUAUUUUCUCACAGAUGGUGAAGAUGUUAGAUAUCUUAGCGGAUUACAUGAGUUUGCGAGGGUUCCAGUUUCAGCGUUUAGAUGGUAGUACACGAUCAGACCUCAGACAUCAAGCUAUGGAGCACUUUAAUGCCCCUGGAAGUGAAGACUUCUGCUUCUUAUUGUCAACACGAGCUGGUGGUUUAGGCAUUAAUCUUGCCACUGCAGAUACUGUCAUUAUAUUCGAUUCGGAUUGGAAUCCUCAGAAUGAUCUACAGGCAAUGAGUAGAGCACAUCGUAUUGGGCAGCGGGAUGUUGUGAAUAUAUAUCGUUUUGUAAUUAGUCGGAGUGUUGAGGAGGAUAUUCUCGAGCGGGCGAAGAAGAAGAUGGUCUUGGAUCACCUGGUCAUUCAGAAGCUCAACGCACAGGGCAGACUGGAAAAGAAAGAAGCAAAGAAGGGAACAGGAUUUGAUAAGAACGAGCUCGCUGCUAUUUUGCGAUUUGGUGCCGAAGAAUUGUUUAAGGAUGAUAAGAAUGAGGAGGAUCAGAAGAACAAACUUGAGAACAUGGAUAUUGAUGAAAUUUUGGCCCGGGCUGAGAAAGUGGAGACUAAAUCGGCGGCCGAAGUGGACGCUGAGGGCAAUGAGCUCCUAGGUGCAUUCAAGGUUGCAAAUUUCAGCAAUACAGAAGAUGAUGCCACCUUCUGGAGCCGCUUGAUUCCUCAUGAUUCAUCGAGGCAAGCAGAAGCUGUCCCCAUACAGGACGUGUCAGGCCCACGCGUGGCAAGAACUGUGCGGAACUAUUCUGAAGAUUUUAGGUCUGAAAGGGAUGGGAAACGACGACGAGGUGAUGUUAAAGAGAAGGCUCCCAAAGUUGGAACCAAAGCUAGUAAAGAAUACGUGCCUCCAUCUGAAAUCGAGGGAGCUGCUGCUCGUGCUGCUGAGUGGCGAGGCGGUGUUCUUACAAAGAAAGAAGCCAAUUUGUUUAUCAAAGCGGUUAAAAGAUUUGGUGAUUCGAGUAGGAUGAAACUCAUUGCCAAGGAGGCAGGAGAACCAGUCUCAGAGACGUCCACUAGCUUGCAAUCUGAGUUAUGGGAUGUACUUGUCAAUGGUUGUAAAGAUGCGUUGCGCAGGGCAGGAGCUGAUAGUAAGGCCGCUGUUCUGGACUUUUUUGGAGUACCUGUCAAAGCACAAGAUGUGCUUGGUAGGAUCAAAGAAUUGACUCUGCUAGGAAAACGUAUAAAGCGUUUCAAAGACCCCGUUGCUCAAUUUCGGCUCAAGUCCCAUCCCAGAGUACCUUCUUGGUCGAAAGUAUGCGAGUGGAGCCAAGUUGAUGACGCAAGACUACUAUUGGGUGUUUAUUACCAUGGACUUGGUAAUUGGGAGAAGAUAAGACUGGAUGAAAAACUCUUUCUGUUCGAUAAAUUGGCUCCGCAAGGUGCUACUGCCGCUGAUACGUCCUUGCCUCGUUCAACGCAUCUUGAGGCUCGUGUAAAUGCUCUCUUACGGAAGGAACUUGAAGUUUCAGGUGAGAUGAAUGGGAAUGACGAGUCUGAAAGGCCUGCGAGGUCUAAAGGAGGACAUAAACGUGAUUGGUUGGAUGACAGCGCAAAAGAUAGGUCUGCUAAGCCAAGUUCAGGUUUAGGAAGGAAAAAUUCUGGAGGGUCCGGCCCACAGAAAAUUAGUGCUAGGGACCGAGCUGCAAAACGCUUUAGAACCGAUCAAGAUGUCAAGGAGGAAGGCGAAAUCUCGGGCACCGAUGAAGGUGGCGUACAGCCAUCGCGCGGACGUGGAAGGAAUAAGGACAAUACAGAGAGGCAGUCUAAAGAAGAGAAAUGGCAAUUCUGGUGUGCUCAAAUGAUGGAAGACCAGUCUCGUACACUGGGAAGUCUACAAAAGCUUCAAACGAAUUUCAGUUUACCUAAAGAAGAGGUUCUUCGAAGAGUGAAGACGUAUUUGCAGACUCUAGGCCGGAAAAUCGACUCCAUCCUAGCUGAAAAUGAAGCUAAUCCUAAUCCAGAUAGAAUGGCCACCAGACUUUGGAAUUAUGUGUCUACAUUUUCGAAUCUGACGGGGGAUAAACUAGCACAAAUAUAUAAGAAAUUGCGACAGGAACCUACGCAUGAACAUGCCAGAGGGACAUCCCAGGAUCCCAAUCACGGUAGUGCAGCUGGUCCUAGUGGAAGGGAUGAACAAAGCCACCUUACCAGUAACAGGAGACAAAAUCACGUUGGAAAUACAAGUGCGCAAGUAGGGGAGCCUAGUCGAGGGGAUUAUGAACCCUGGAAACGACGGCAGAGAGAGGACCCACCUGGAGGUCCCCCCAUUGGACCCCACAAUGCAACAGACCGUCGGAAAUGGGAUGGCAGACCUGGAAGUGUAGAUGGUUGGAGGAAUAGGGGUUCGCCUCUUGUUGGUGUUAACGGCAGUGGGUGGGGUUAUGAUAAGGAUCUUAGAGAAGAUAGGGGCCCAUGGGGGCCGCAUGAUCGGAGCCGAGAUUGGAAUAGGAGGGAUGUUAAUCGAAAUCCAAGACCUCAACCCAGGCCAACAGGGCCAUACGGGCAUGCACCCCCGGCUUUCACACAUUGAGAAGGGGUUGUUAAUUACCCUAUUGACAUUUUUCUUUCAAUGAAUAAGAAUUGUUUAGUUAUCAAUGA
Physcomitrium patens is the source of this 6689-nucleotide messenger RNA. RefSeq names its product protein CHROMATIN REMODELING 5. Gene Ontology annotation, molecular function: ATP hydrolysis activity; chromatin binding; histone binding. Gene Ontology annotation, cellular component: nucleus; chromatin. The record is from RefSeq and is a predicted model, not a curated record. Lineage: Eukaryota; Viridiplantae; Streptophyta; Bryopsida; Funariales; Funariaceae. Gene Ontology annotation, biological process: nucleosome organization.